AUGUAUUGUUUAUUUUUGAAAUUGUGAAUAUUUGAGUUGGAAUAUUUUACAAUAGAAGAGUUUUUUAAAAAAUAUGUAUUAUAAAUACAAAUCUGUGCCGCCCGUAGAAACAUAGAGAAGUGAGCCAUUUAGAGCAUAGUUACAAAUAAAUUAGAAAAUAUAUUGUGCUGUAAACUAAUUAUGGCAGGUGAAACAGAGAAAAUACAAAGUGAUGCUUUACACGAGGAAAAUUUGUACGAAGGUCCAGUUAGAAGUGUUACAAAGGGAUUUGUCAAUUUAUUAGAACCUCCUUUAAAAGAAGUUCGACGCCAGCUUAAUGAAUUACAAGAGACACAAGCAAAACUUUAUGAGAAGAUCCACGAGGAAAACUUAAUAUUAUCGAACAUACAACAUUCCAUGGAACUACAGGGUAUGCUAAACAAGAUGAAAAUAUACAACAGUAAACUAAAGUCAAUAAAAAAGAAUAUACGAGGUAUUCAUGAAAGAAGUACUAAAUUGAAGAAACGCGCAAUUAGGUUACAACAAUUGAAGCAAAAUGAGGUUGGUGAGAUAAUAGUAAAUCCACCAGAGAAUAAAUAAUGAUAUUUUAGUGUAUUGUAAAUUAAUGUAAAAAUAAAUAAAUAUAUUUUUUAUGUUUUAUUUGU
Messenger RNA from Sitophilus oryzae (rice weevil), 644 nucleotides. It is a transcript of the gene Pldn, whose product is annotated as biogenesis of lysosome-related organelles complex 1 subunit 6. The record is from RefSeq and is a predicted model, not a curated record. Lineage: Eukaryota; Metazoa; Arthropoda; Insecta; Coleoptera; Curculionidae. Gene Ontology annotation, biological process: intracellular transport. Bases 181 to 579 code for a protein of 132 amino acids. The transcript is spliced from 4 exons. Gene Ontology annotation, cellular component: extrinsic component of membrane; BLOC-1 complex; transport vesicle.